UCCCCGCCGGCUCGAGCCACCUGCCCCCUCCCGGCCGCUUCCCACUUCCAAGAUGGCCGCGGGUGGAGCCAGGCAGUUUCUCCGUGGACCAAGAUGACUGAUGGACACCCUCCCACCUCGACAAAUGGCGUAGCCUCGGUGGGUGUUCAGGAUGGCCAGCCCGGAAGCUCCCUUCGGAACCUGCGCCCUGGGACCCUUCAGGCGCCCGAGCCCAGGCCCAAGCUGAAACUUGGUGCUUUGGAAGACCGGCACAGCCUACAGUCGGUAGACUCGGGCAUCCCGACCCUGGAGAUCGGCAACCCGGAGCCUGUGCCCUGCAGAGUGGUUCCCGUGAGGAGGAAGCAGUCAGAGGCCGAGGUUGUGCCUGAGCGGCCCUUCCAGAGUGCCUGUCCACUGCCGUCCUGUGCGCCUCCAGCCGCUGCCAGCGCCGAGCGGGAGCAGAGCGUGCGCAAGUCCUCCACCUUCCCCAGGACGGGCUACGACUCGGUGAAGCUGUACAGCCCCACAGGCGGCCAGGCCCUGAGCCGCAGCGAUGACGUCUCCCUGUGCAGCGUGUCCAGCCUGGGCACAGAGCUGUCUGCCACAUUGUCACUUAGCAACGAGGACAUCCUGGACCUCGUGGUCACCAGCAGCUCCAGCGCCAUUGUGACCCUGGAGAAUGACGAUGACCCGCAGUUCACCAAUGUCACCUUGAGCUCCGUCAGGGAGUCCGCGGAUCCACUGCCCCAGGGCUGUGCCCAGGACACCGAGGAGGGGAGCAGGCUGAGGAUCCUGGGGCCGCUGAGCGACUUCUUCACAAGGAAUUUACUUGCUAGAAAACACAAUGCAAGACUUGACAAACACAGUGACUUGGGAUGGAAGUUAUUUGGAAAAGUACCGCUCCGAGAGAAUGCACAGAAAGAGUCAAAGAGAAUACAAAAGGAAUAUGAAGACAAGGCUGGAAGAGCUAGCCGGCCGCCCUCCCCCAAGCAGAAUGUGAGGAAGAACCUUGACUUCGAGCCACUGUCCACCACGGCGCUCAUCCUCGAGCACAGACCAGCAAACCUGCCCGCGAAGCCCGCCGACGAAGCGCAGAGGCACAGGCAGCAGUACGAGGAGAUGGUGCUGCAGGCCAAGAAGCGAGAGCUGAGAGACGCUCAGAGGAGAAAGAAGCAGCUGGAGGAAAGGUGCAGAGUGGAGGAGAGCAUCGGGAACGCCGUCCUCACCUGGAACAAUGAGAUCCUCCCCAACUGGGAGACCAUGUGGUGCUCUAGGAAGGUUCGAGAUCUGUGGUGGCAAGGAAUCCCUCCAAGCGUCCGAGGCAAAGUCUGGAGCUUAGCCAUUGGCAACGAGUUAAACAUCACCCAUGAGCUCUUCGACAUCUGCCUGGCCCGAGCCAAGGAGAGGUGGCGGUCGCUCAGCACAGGAGGCCCUGGCGCUGACAGUGAAGACGCCGGCUUUUCUGCAGCUGACAGGGAGGCCAGCCUGGAGCUCAUCAAGCUGGACAUCUCGCGGACAUUCCCCAGCCUCUGCAUCUUCCAGCAAGGCGGCCCGUAUCAUGACAUGUUGCACAGUAUUUUGGGCGCUUAUACUUGUUACCGACCGGAUGUGGGUUAUGUCCAGGGCAUGUCCUUCAUAGCAGCCGUGCUGAUCUUGAACCUAGACACGGCAGAUGCCUUCGUGGCCUUCUCAAACCUCUUGAACAAGCCCUGUCAGAUGGCGUUCUUCCGGGUGGACCAUGGCCUGAUGCUGUCCUACUUUGCCGCGUUCGAGGUGUUCUUUGAAGAAAAUUUGCCGAAAUUGUUUGCUCAUUUCAAGAAAAACAACCUGACCCCAGACAUCUACCUGAUCGACUGGAUCUUCACCCUGUACAGCAAGUCCCUGCCCCUGGACCUGGCCUGCCGCGUCUGGGACGUGUUCUGCCGGGACGGGGAGGAGUUCCUGUUCCGUACGGCCUUGGGCGUGCUCAGGCUGUUCCAGGAUGUCCUCACCAAGAUGGACUUCAUCCACAUGGCCCAGUUCCUGACCCGGCUGCCCGAGGACUUGCCCGCCGAGGAGCUCUUUGCGGCCGUUGCCACCGUGCAGAUGCAAAGUCGCAACAGGAAGUGGGCUCAGGUUCUGACAGCCCUGCAGAAGGACAGCCGGGACAUGGAGAAGGGCAGCCCGUCCCUCAGGCACUGAGGCUGCCAGAGCCAACCUCCACAUGGCACCUGUGCAGCUUCGUGCGGACACCUGGCGGCGGCAAACAGGGGUCCUUUGCAUUGCACUCCUAACAGGGAGUUGGCCUUAAAAACAAACAAAACCCUUAAU
Ochotona princeps (American pika) is the source of this 2289-nucleotide messenger RNA. RefSeq names its product TBC1 domain family member 14 (gene TBC1D14). The coding region runs from base 94 to 2160 and encodes 688 amino acids. The record is from RefSeq and is a predicted model, not a curated record. The transcript has 14 exons. NCBI's taxonomy places the organism in Eukaryota, Metazoa, Chordata, Mammalia, Lagomorpha, Ochotonidae.